Messenger RNA from Rhineura floridana, 9285 nucleotides. It is a transcript of the gene CLN8, whose product is annotated as CLN8 transmembrane ER and ERGIC protein. The transcript is spliced from 4 exons. Gene Ontology annotation, cellular component: endoplasmic reticulum; membrane. Gene Ontology annotation, biological process: lipid homeostasis. Bases 831 to 1700 code for a protein of 289 amino acids. The record is from RefSeq and is a predicted model, not a curated record. NCBI's taxonomy places the organism in Eukaryota, Metazoa, Chordata, Lepidosauria, Squamata, Rhineuridae.
GGCACGGUCAGGCGCCGCUUGCACAGCAAUCUCUUUACAUGACAGGGUACUACAAGGCACCCCAGAGCUUGAGAAGGGUUCCUUUUAUAAAUCGAGUACCGCGCGACUCCUCUGUUUUGCAAGGCGAUUCAAAAUGUUUCUCUCUCUCUCCUUUGUUAUUUUAAAAUGUUUUUGAAACGAGGCCUGGGGCCCGGAUCCUUCUGAAGGCGGAGAUGUUUCUGGUUUGACUACUUGGUUCGCGCCUCCCUCCCUUCCUUCCUCCCUCCUUCCCUUCCUUCCUGUGAAGCAAAAUUGUUUGCUCCAAAUUUCAGCGGACACGGGGAAGAGCAGGUACGCGCGUGUAGGCGCAUCGUUCCCUAAGCGUGGAUCCCUCCUGCCUUUUCUCGUGCAAUUGACGCCCCUGGGGCGAGGAAGCCUUUCGUCUCUGCUGAUUUGUGGUGUGGCGGUGGAGAAGAAGCGCAUGACAGGAAGACCUGGCUAGGGAGGGACGGAGGGGGGCGAGUGCGAAACAGUUCUCAGCAGCAGCAGCAGCAGCAGAUCAGAUCAGGCAACGGAGGCCUGUGUUCCUGAAACAUCCUGUGGCCACGUCGGUCUUCCUUCGCAUGACAGAAUAACAUGGCCUGGUCCAAUUUUUGCUUAUUAGACAAAUACUGCAGUUCGGAUGCCUAGCACCAGCCAGACCGUUGCUGAAAAAUAUUGAUGGCAGUGUGUAUCUUGUCGCUGUUCAAUGUAAGGGCAAAAGUUCAAGAUCCUUAAACAGACCUGACACAGGGGUGAGAAUUCCCCCCAAAACUCUCUACAAGUUCAGCGUUGCAGCAUAAACUGAAGAAAUGAACCUUGAAAAUGAUGGGGCAACAUCCCCCAGAUCCAUAUUUUCAUGGGAUUAUGUUCUGUGGGAAGUUCGUUUGAAACUAGUUGCAGCUGGCUUCUUUGUCUACUUGGGAGUGUUUUUUCUCUCGCACUGUCUAUCUUCAUGGAUGGUAAUCACUUACCGUUUAUUGCCUGCAAAAGAGAAAGUCUUUUGGAAUCUGGCUGCUACACGAGGUGUGUUUGGCAUUCAGAGUUGUGUUGCUGGCUUGUGGGCCUUGCUUCUGGAUCCAGUUUUUCAGGCUGACAAGGUGUAUUCCCAGCAGGACUGGAGCUGGUUCAACUGCCUAAUAGCCUCUGGCUUCUUCUUGCUUGAAAAUGCAGCUGUUCAUGUAUCUAAUGUUGUCUUCAGAACAUUUGACUUAUUCUUAGUUGUUCACCAUUUCCUUGCCUUUGGUGGCUUUUUUGGUCUGGUAACCAACAUAAAGUCUGGACAUUACAUACCCUUGAUGGGGAUGCUACUCGAGAUGAGCACACCUUUCACUUGCAUAUCGUGGAUGCUUUUAAAGGUCGGCUGGUCUAACACUUUCUUUUGGAAGGCAAACCAGUGGGUGAUGAUCCACAUGUUUCACUGCCGCAUGAUCCUCACUUACCACAUGUGGUGGGUGUGCAUUUCCAAUUGGAAUGCUGUGGUAGAAAAUCUGGGACUCCUACAUUUUGCUGUUGUGUUCACAGGAUUGAGUGCUGUCACUGUAAUACUUAACCCCUACUGGACAUACAAAAAGACACAGCAGCUCCUGUGUCCUGUUGACUGGAACUUUACCAAUAGAACAAUGGAAAACGGCUCCUCCAAAAAGCCCAAUGGGGAUGUGUUCCAGAAGAAAGGGCUGUGAUGGCGACUUUGGAUUUUUUUCGGGCACCAAUAAAACAUGGCCAGAAGGAUGUAGUGUAGGUAGACAGCUAAGAUCAUGACUCUUCAGUUUUUGUGUUAAGGGAUCUAAACAUAUUUAUUACUAGUUUCUGGUUUUCUUAUCAGUAUUAUUAAAUAAUGUUAGUGUUGCUGAUUUGAUUUAAAUAUCUAUGUUACAGGCAAAUCCUGAACUUUGGUCACCUUUAGGUAUGUUUGGGAAAUACAGAGAGAACUGAAAAGAAGGAAAUGCAGUAGUGAAGGUGGCUGUUCUGCCUCUUUUUGGAGGCCAGCCUGCCAUUUCUGGAGCUGCCAUAAGCACAUUGGCCAGGAAGAGAUCACUGCCCAGAAAACCAUUAUUUCUAAUUGUCUCCAAAAGAUUGCCAGUGACAGUAGAUGUUUCUAGAUAUGUCCAUCUUUCUAGAUUCAUUUUCAGCUGUACAUAGACAUACAGAGUUCUGUUCAUUAGUCAGGGUUUGUAACUAAACCUCUGUUUACAGAGAAUGCUAAACAUUAAUCCAGUAUAUUUUUAAGUAUGCGAGGAGGAAUGUGAUCACUCUCCCCCCCCCCCGGCUUAGAAUGUAAGAGAGUACACAAGAGCAAAGCGUGCUGCUAGGCAACUUGAAAAUAUAAUCUGUAUCACAGAAGUAGUUGGAUUAUUCAAAACAUGUUUGAGCUUUGUUUUUGGUAAAUACUAUGAAAUGUAACGUUCCUCCUGAGGCUUGGGAGAAAGUUGCUGGUGUAUCAGUAUUACAAGUUUCAUUCCUUUUGGCACAAUUAUAAUGUAAUUAUACAUUCAGUCACAGACAGUCUUCAUUGCAUAAACAUCUUCAUACAACGUAAGCCACUCUUCCCCAAACCUGGUGAUCCCCAGAUGUUUUGGAUUCCCAGUUCCUAUCACCCCGACUCCGAAAUGGUCAGGAAUGAUGAGAGUGUAGCUGAAAAUAUCUGGAAUGCAGCAAGUUGGAGAAGGCUAGUGUAAAUCUUUGGCAUCUCUUUCAGAGCUGGGCUGAGGGGGUCUGGAUUGAGUGGAUGUAUCCUUCCUGUCAAGCUACCGAAUGGGUGGGAGGCCUGCUGGUGGUAUCCCUGCCAGUGGAAAGCCCCAAAAUGGGGUGGGCAGCAACAUCAGGCCUGGUCUGGCUCCUGUUGCUGCACCAGCCGGGAACUAGUACAGGGAUGUGGCCUAAUUAUCAUCUUCCCCCUGCUGCUGCCAUGACCAGCUGAACUGCAGAUGCUGCAGUAGCUCUGCAAAGCCCCACUGGCAAGUGGUUGUGGGUUGGUUUGCAUCCUGUGCCACAGAUUGGGGCCGAAAGUAGAUUGUGGGCCUCUGACCAAUUUCCAGUAGAACCCUGCUAGUUGUUAGGAUUUUAGUGAUGAAUAUUGCAGUGGGUGAACUUGUUCUAAAAGGGGCUUGUUAUGUUUAUGAGCAAGAGGGCAUACUUGAAGGUGACCUAACACUUAAGAUUAGUUCUGCCUUAAUUGUUAAAAGACCCUGAGUGUUUACUCUUAUUUCAUUUAAACCACCAAGGGAAUUUCAGUAAAAAUAAAACUGCAGAAGACUUUGGUAAGCCCACCCUUGUUCUUUAGGAACAUUUUCUGGAAUAUUCUCCUCUUAUCUCUUGCUUAGCUCAAGCAGGCUGCUUUCACACGAGUUUCUCCUUGCCUUAACUAGCUUCUUUCUGUCCAGUGUGGAUCUUACAGUCCUGAGAGUAACUGCCAGCUUAUAGAUGAAAGGAAGAACAAAUUGCCCAAACCCUAGUUGUAGAUCAUAUCUAAUGGGCAGAAAAUAUAUGCAGUAUCUCAAGAAAGUUGCUUCUAUCAUAAUGCCAAAAAUUUCAUCAUGAGAAGUUUUACUUAACUGACCUUAAAGCUUGCCCCAUCCUCAGGUUUUAGGGCAGGUAAUAAUUAAAAGAAUAUAUAAAGUCCUACUAUAACAGAAUAAAAAAGUUGUACUAAAAGGCAGACCUCUAUCCUUUCCAACUCUAGCCCCUGAAACCCAAUUCAAAUGGCAUGUAUUAAAAUGCUUCUGAAAGGGAUUAAAAGUUUUUGAAGGUCCAAGAGGAAGCAAUACCUGAAGUUUUUGACAACAUUAUCUACUGUGAUCCUUUUUUAAAAAAGGUUGCAGGAAACUACUAAAGAAUCUGUGUUCCGGUGAAAAGUUGUAGAACACUGACACCUAAUGGUUGUUGUGAUGUAUAGUUAGCUUGCUUUGACAAGCAGAACAUACAAUCAACUAAUCUGGAACGCACAUGCACAUUUUACAAAGGAUAUUGCAUUGAGGCAGCUUACCUAUUCUUGCCUGUAAACACCAUUGAACUCCCUGGGACUUACUUCUGAAUAGACAGCAUUGCACUGUGUGUUCAUUUUUUAUUUUUUGAGUGCAUAAAUCUUCCUACUGGUGGCUUUACAUUCCAACCUAUGAUGCUAAAGUUUAAGGGAAAUGUGGUUUCUCUGUUUACUAAUGCAUACUGAUGGAGCUCGUAAAAUAAACAUGAUAGUGUUAAGACUGAGCAGAAAUACAGGUUUUCUCUCUCUCCUGGUCCCUCUUUCCUUGGCAAAUAGACACUAAUGUGCAGUUGUGAAGGUCUAGUUCAGAAGAACCUAUGGCCAAAGUACUGUGCAUUUGUCCUAGUAUAUACUUGGAUGGGGUAAUAUGAGACAGGAGCAACCUUAUGGUUGAGUAAAUGCAAUUAUAGAAAUUCAGAAUUGGAAAUUUACAGCUAUCACAGCAUGGUGAUUAGUAGAAAUCCUCUAUUCACUGAUAGAAGGAACAUCUGUUCAUAGAAGUCUUCCCUGAAAGAAAAAAAGUAUCUUUCAUGAGCAGCUGCACCUUUGGAUCCAACCUACUAUUUAUUCAUUCUUUAAAAAUUAGGUGCCUGUUGUGUCCUACUGUUGUAGUUUCACAAUAUGAUAUGGAAUUCAGGACACAUACAUGCCAGUUGGUUUUGAAAAUUUGAAUAAAAAUUAAUUGGAAAAAAAAAUCUUGUGGGAAGGGGGAAUUUUUUCCACAUGCAGUGGUCUGGGGACUGGAAGUAGGGUUGCCAGGCUCAGGGCCUGAGAAUGAUUCUGUAUCUUGUAAGAGAAGAUAAAAUUCAGCCAAGUUGAGGUUUUCUUGCAACACUGUAAUGGGAGGCUGGGUCUGGCAACCAAGAGGCCUUCUGUAUCUUUUAAAGUUGCGCAGAGGGAAGGGAGAAUUUCACCUUGUGGUUUUUCCCAUUACAGUGUUGCAAGAACACCUGCACUUGGCUGAAUUUUCUCUUCUAAAGAUACAGAAUCAUUCUCAGGCCCUGAGCCUAGCAACCCUAACUGGAAGUGUAUUUUGCCUGAGAAGCUCAACCCAGUUUUUUAAAAUUCCAAGGUAGCUUUCAACUGGAGCUUUUCAUGGAAAAAGACAUCAUAAUACAUUUUAGAAUAUUUCCCUCAUAGCUUUUAAAAAUGUGUUAACAAGUUCACUUAUUAGUCAAAUUCUGAUCAGAAGUUAAGAGUUUUGGUUUCCCCAGAGAUCAGCCUCUCUGUGUAGUAAAUGAAGUAGCCCUAAAGGUUUAUCUUCGGUAUGCACUUACUUUAGAUAAGAGCUGAGCUGAAUUCAACUUUGCCCAUAGCCUAUUUACACAGAAAUCUAGGAAACUGAUAUAUUUAGGCUGGAUGCUUCUGUGGGUCAGUGUUGCAUCAAAUAUAGUUAUAGAUGUUUCCUUGAUAGAAAAUAUGUAGAAGCAGAAAUCUUGAGUUUAACCUAUUCUCUUCCACUACUAGCUGAGAUGGCUUCCCAUAUCCUUCUCUCUCUCGCUCUCCCUGUGCCUCCCUCCAAUUCCCUCGGUCAGUUCUGCUUGGCACCAAAAGUGUUGCUCUGUUUAUUUAUUUGAUUUAUAUCCCGUCCUUUCUCCCAGUAGGAGCCCAGGGCAGCACUCUACCCUAGGGAGCCUACAGUAUUUUCUCCAUAGUUUAAAUUGAAUUUUCCCCUUUGUGCAGUUGUGCAAACCUGCAGCAGGAGUUUCCUUACGGAACUGUGUAUUUUUCUCAGAGUAUUAUUGAGAAGUGAGGGUGGGAAGAAAAGCACAGCCUAGGGACAGAUAGUAGUUAUUCUAUGUGUAAAUACAGGUUUCAUUUCUGAUUCUUUCAAAUACUGAGAACAGAACUCGAUUCUACAAAGAAAAGUUUUCAACUCUGUUUUCUUCUUGAAGGGGAGUGAAUAAUCAUUUUCCUUCAUGCCUAUUGACUUUUGUAAAUGCUCUCUGACAGUUCUAGGUCAUUUCUUCCAUGCAAAUAGGCUCCAGAUCAGGAAGUUAACCAAUAUAAAUCGCCAUAGAAGGCAUUUUGCAAGGGGAAAUAGGGUGGUUCAGAAGAGGCUAUCCCUCUUUUCAGUUCUUCUCUCUUGGGUUCCUGUUAUCUUGGCAGAUGUGUUUGUCAGUAUGCCUAGUUACACUUAGUGAAUGCUACAGAGGUGGGGCCAAGACCUGUGAACCAACACCAUGCCAUUUGAACUUUCAUAGUUACAUGAGUCUUGAACCUAGGAGGUGAUGAUAGGAUUGAAUAGAGGCAGUUGUCCUCUGUCUUAUGUCCUUGAACUGCAAUAAAGAGUGUCUUACGCUGUUUUUUUCCCCAUCUUCAGUUACUGUCACUUGUAACUGGUGAGGGUUACUUAAGAAAUUUGUGUAGACACCACUUUAAUUUGUCUCCUAAAACAAGAAACUUGAUUCUAAUUGUAUAAUAAAGAAUGUUUGAUAUAUUAGGUUGUGUGAUUUUUCUCUCCUCUUGUUCCAUCAGUGGUUUAUUGGUUUUUGUUUGUCAUUUAAAGGAAGAAAAAACAUUGACUUUACAAGCCUUGCAGUAUAUUGUUUGCACUUGAAAUGCUUUGCAUAUUCAUGUAGUCGGUUGUAUUGCUACGCUUCCUAUUAGCAGUCUAAUGAAAAAGUGCUCACUUCUAACAGCUUGUAGUUAAAACACUUUCUCCCUAAUGCAGCUGAUAUUAAAAUGUUGUGCUUUGAAUACGGUAGUCCUGCUUAGUCCUUCUAGCAUCCUGCCUUCCACAGUGGCCAGACGCUUUUAGAAAGCCCACAUGCAGGAUAUGAAGGAAUAGACAUCCUGCAGCAACUGGUAUUCAAUGACAUAUUGCCUCUGGUUGAAUUCCAUUUUAUUAUUUACAUACAUGUUAUUAUUUACAUACAUGCAUUUCUUUCCCAGCUGUUCCUCCCAAAGAAGCCCAGGGCAGCAAACAGAGCAGCAAAGUGUGUGUGUGUGUGUGUAUACCAGGGCUAUGGAGUCGGUACACCAGACCUUCGACUCCGACUCUAUUUUUCUACUGUCUGACUCCGACUCCUUCAUAAGUGGCAAAUGUAUAUUAACUAGUAAUAACAAAUUUACUGUAGUAAAAUGGUAGCACAAGGCAUUUCAUCACCACCACGUGAAUCCAGAGCUUGGAAAAGUUACUGUUUUGAACUGCAACUCCCACGAGCCCAAUCCCUGGGGGUCUAGUUUUUUUUACUUGUGUUUCAGAAUUUAAAAACUGGAAUCUCUUAAGUGUUUUGUGAGUUGCUGUGAAAACUUAAGAGGGUUGUUAAGCAAGCGUUUCUGAGUUCAGGACUAUGUGUUUUAUAAGAUUUUGUUUUGAAAUAAGCUUAUGCUUAUGGGAAGCAGCAGAAUGGCAUGGGGGAUAUUUUCAAUUUAACAGUGGAAUGUGAAAAAUCCAUGCUGAUUAUAGUAUGCAACCACUCUCAUUGCUGUAUAAUUUGAGUUGUUUGGCCUACAACUGAUCUGUAUGAUCCAGUAUGUCCAGAAAGUGAAGGUUGUGAUGAAAACGAGAGCCUUUGGUUGUAUGAUGCCCCAAGGAAUAGGAGACAGGUAGGUGAAUUGACUUCCUCCUAUUUCUUUGUGUUCAGUGUCAAACAUAUUUCUAUUUGGUAAAUGAAACUAUCUUUCAUAAAGUGUGUGAUUAUGCCAUCUUUUAUCUAGAGUUAUUCAUUGUUUUUGAACCUUGAACAUUCCUUAAAGAAUAUAAGAUGCUGCCUUCUUCUGAGUCAGAACAUUGGUUCAUCUAGCUUAGCAUUGUCUACACUGAUAGCAGGUCUCUAGGGUUUCACACAUGAGUCUUUCCCAGCCUUACAUGGAGAUGCUGGGGUUGGAGCCUCUCCAUCCAAAGCUUGUUCUCUGCCACUGAGCUACAACCCUUCACCAUCAAUGUUGCUGAAAAUGUGGCGAGUGAUCAGUUCACCCCUUAACUCUGUAUAACUUUAUAGCUACAAUCUAGCUAGCCCCUUUUUUACACAUGCAGUGAGGUGUUGUUCCUUUCUGAGCAAGUGGUGUUCUGUUCCUCAUCCCCUAGAAGAGAAAAGUGGAAUAUAGAUAGUAAGUACAUUCCCACUCCCCAUUUUACCUUCUGAUGAUGUUAUUCUGCAUAUUAGCUUAUUUCAACAUAAGAUGCUGCCUGAGUCAGGUCAGGAUUGUCUGCACUGACUGACUGGCAGCAGCUGUCCAUGUAUCACUGAACACUAAAGUCAGGAUCAUUCAGACCAUGGUAUUUCCAGUUUCUAUGUAUGGAUGUGAAAGUUGGACAGUGGAAAAAGCGGAUAAGAGAAAAAUCAACUCAUUUGCAAUGUGGUGUUGGAGAAGAGCUUUACGGAUACCAUGGACUGUGAAAAAGACAAUAAUUGAGUGUUAGUACAAAUUAAACCAGAACUAUCAUUAGAAGCUAAAAUGAUGAAACUGAGGUUAUCCUACUUUGGACACAUAAUGAGAAGACCUGAUUCACUAAAAAAGACAAUAAUGCUGGAAAAAACAGAAGGGAGUAGAAAAAGAGGAAGACCAAACAAGAGAUGGAUUGAUUCCAUAAAGGAAGCCACAGACCUGAACUUACAAGAUCUGAACAGGGUGGUUCACAACAGAUGCUCUUGGAGGUCACUGAUUCAUAGGGUCGCCAUAAGUCGUAGUCGACUUGGAGGCACAUAACAACAACUGGAUGUGGCUUUACACCUGGAUGUACAGAUGAUGGUUGUGGACAAGAGUGUCUUUGGUCAGUUAAGUCUGGUGCACCAAGCUGUAUGUGUUCCUGAGUAGGUUGGAUCUGACCAGUCCUAAUACACAUCUAGGUUGGAUUACUGCAACACAUUGUACAUGGGGCUUCUUUUCAAGUCUUCAGAAGCUUCACUUGUAGGCACUGCAAUCUGGACCAAUAUAGAUAAAUGCUCUGGUUACCAGUUUGCUUGGGGCACAAUUCAAAGGGUUUGUGAUUAAUGUUUAACUAUAGCUCUAAAUGGCUUAGGUCCAGGAUCAGAGGAAGAGGCUCUUUGUGUUCUCCCUUGGAAGCACAGCCUUCUUAUGUAAACAAGAGAGGCUUUCCCAGUAGCUGUAGUGAUAAUGGAACACCUUGUCCCAUGAAGUACUGUUGGCUCAUGAGGUACCUCACUUGCUGAUUUUUGUCAGUUGCUGAAAACCAUUUUAUUCUGGCUGACUUUUGUUUCACUAUUCAAUGUUUUUUAUGGCUUAGUUUCUACUGUUGAUUGUUCUCCAGUGUUUAUGAAUUUGUAACGUUUAAAAUGUUGUAGGCUGCCCUAAGCAGUGCAUUUGUACCAGAAAGA